GUUUUUAGAGUGAGUUCGCACAUACACAUACGAACAUAGCUAGUUGUUUCGUUUAUCCCUACUCCUCCUACCUUUUCGCUCCUUCCUCUUGUCAAACGAAAAUUACAUUCGAAGGAGAAAAUCUGAAAAGGUAAAAAAUAUGCCAGAAAUGACAGAAGUCGACAAACCCGUAGUUGCAGAGGCGAAACCAGAACAAAGUGAAUCUUCCACAGACAGCGAUUCCGAUGAAGAAAUUCCAGAAUUAGAAGAUGCCGGAACAAAUGCUGCUGCAGCGGCCUUUCCCGGAGCCGCCGCAGCCGGUUUACCUGUCGAUCCAGGUCUUUCAAAAGCUAAACAGUCUCGAGGCGAAAAGAAGGCCAGAAAAAUAAUGUCUAAGCUUGGGUUGAAGCCUGUACAAGGUGUUAAUAGAGUAACGAUCCGUAAAUCCAAAAAUAUUCUUUUUGUUAUUAACAAACCUGAUGUAUACAAGAACCCCGUCAGUGAUACCUACAUAGUAUUUGGUGAAGCUAAAAUUGAAGAUCUGUCACAGCAAGCUCAAGUUGCUGCAGCUGAGAAAUUCAAGGAAGUGAAUCCAGCUGGAGAUGCUGCUGCAGGAACUACAACAACAUCAGUUGCACCUAUUGCUGAAGAGUCUGAAGAUGAAGAGGUUGAUGAAUCUGGAGUAGAAGAAAAAGAUGUUGAACUGGUAAUGUCACAGGCAAACGUCAGUCGAACUAAAGCCAUAAAAGCACUGAAAAAUAAUAGCAAUGACAUAGUGAAUGCCAUUAUGGAGCUCACGAUGUGAGCUUAUUAAGAACCUCUUGAAUAUCCCUUUUAAUUUGUUACGGCAGUAUGUAAGACUUCAGUGUAAAUAAGUACAAUAAAAUUUAAAAACCUAUUUCAUUUCUUUUAUU
This is a messenger RNA of Psylliodes chrysocephalus, 893 nucleotides long. The record is from the annotation of a GenBank genome assembly. NCBI's taxonomy places the organism in Eukaryota, Metazoa, Arthropoda, Insecta, Coleoptera, Chrysomelidae.